AUUUUGCUUUCAAACGGCAGCGAUGGACUUGAACGUCGCUUCCGUUCCCGUGCAACAAGCUGGAGAAUCGUUCGUUCUUCGCGGGUGGAGGAUGUUAUUAACAGCGACCACGAUGGUGGACAAAUUGUGGAGCCCUGGACACACGUUGAUGUUAUAAAGCUCCUGGGCCGCUGACCAGUGGUUGGGAACAGCUGGUACAUUUGACGUCAAGAUGGCAAGAGACAGGAAGUGCAUCCUCUGCGAGACAGUCCAUGCCUCCAAGCAGGAGAUGGUUGAACACUUGAGAAGCAUGCUGCACCACCGCGAAUUGGAGAAACUUAAAGGGCGGGAUUGCGGCCACGAGUGCCGGGUGUGCAAUGUGUCGCUGGUGAGCCUGACCGACUACGCCGGCCACAUCUCCAGCCCCGUGCACAAGCAAAACGUGGAGAAGAUAAAGAUCACGCCCGGCGGCAUCCAUCGUGACGAGGACUACUUUGACCACACGCUGGUGGAGCUCGUUCAAAAGAGGAAAGAGCAGAUACGCAAAGAAAAGGAAGCAGCUGCUGCCAAGCUGGUCCAGGAGUCGGCGGACGCAAAAAAAAGGGAGAUCCAGCAGAGGAUAAAAGAAGCCAAGGAACGCCAGCAGCUUGACAGAAGCGCCCAGCAUUUGCCGUAUGGCCUCUCCUGGAAUUAUUCGCAAUACAAUUGCAGAGGCGGCCAACAGAACGGCUUCCGGGCAUCUUCGCCCUCCUUGAAUGGCAGCGCACAAAACACGCAAGGAAAAAGCGCCACCUGGCAUGCUCAAGCGCCCCCCAACUUCCAGAGGUGGGGUUCGGGGAACUUUCAAGGCAGUCGCAGCUAUUCGCAAGAUGGUGCCUUGGGCUCCCCCGGGGGUUCCUUUUCCAACCCCAAUAGACUGCCCUGGCUCAGUAACCAGGGCAGCAGCUACGGUAUGUAUGGCAGGAAUAACAUUUCACAGUUCUCAGCAAAUAACCGACAGAUGAGCUACAACAAGCCCUCGCCGACGUACCCGCCGCCACCGCAGUUUUUUGCCAGUCCUAUGAGCUCUCUUGAAAACAGGGCUGAUGAGAGCUUGGGGCUCGGGAGUAAAGGGAUGGCAACAGCCAACUGUGAGCCCCGCGGCAAACAGAGUUUAGCCAGCAACCCAAAGCUGGACAAGAGCUCCCGCUGGUCUCCUUAUUCAGUCAACAAGAUAGUGGACUCCCUACCCGGCAAGGAUACCCUGCCCAACCAAGCGGAACACCCAAAAGGGCCCAAAAGCCAGGAAAAAACAGCACGAGCAUUCACGUCCUCUGGGCAGGAACGGAAGGAGACGCCGAAGAGUAAACACUUGGACCGCAGCGCAGAUGGUCCUUCCAAGAGUCAAGCCGAAGUGCAUCCAAAACCCCAAAGAACCCGAACCCCUCCUGUUGGACCCCUGCAAGCACCAAAGCUACCAGAAACCUGCAUGAAGUCCUUGGCCCGGUCCAAGUGGAAGAGCUCUUGGGACAGCCGUCAGCCAGAAACGCCUCGAAACACCGCUGACGGGGAGCCGCCCAAGGAUCCGGUGCAGUGUCCAGUUACGGAGAACAAGGAUAAGAACUGCCAGCAGAACGCAACAAAACCGAAAUCAAGGCACGCUGCUCAGAGUUCUCAGUCUUGUGCGGCCAAGGAAAAUCUCUCGGCAUCCUCUUCUGAGAGCAUCCAGUCCCUGCAGGUCAGCACCUCCAGCGCCAAGAAACCACGGCCCGCGGCCUCAAAACGUGACGACCCGGAGAACGAGAAGGAAGCUCCCACCUCGCCGCCACGCGACGGAGCCACGAAGGAAACGGAAGAUGAUGAUAGUCCCAAGGGAGAGGCCUCCAGUUUGGACAAAACAUGCGACAAGGCGUCCGGCUUGUCCAAACUCGACCUGCCUCCCGUUCUCAAGCGCGACCUGACCAAGCACAUCAGCACCAAGACCAAGACGGGCGGCCACGAACCCAACCUCCACAGCGCCAGGCGCAUCCGCAACCUGAGCGAGUCGCGGCGGGCGGACAGCGAAAAGGACUCCGGACUCAAGCCGACUGUGCGGCAGCUCAUCAGCCACUCGGGGUCCCGUCGGAAGGUCAACUGGGAGCAGGUGUACCAGGAGGUGCGCAAGAAACAGGACAAGGGGAAAGGAAUGCCCAGGUUCGGUAUUGAAAUGGUCCCAAAUGAAGACCAGAGCCAGGAGGAGGACAACAUGGCGAUGCUGGAGAACUUUCCUUGGGAGUUGCUAAUGGAGAUCUCUCCUCCCACCACCUCCCGCAAGCGCUCCCUCUCCGAGAGCAGCCUGGCUCCGCCUUCUGAGCACUCGCUCCUGCAAUCCAAGGAGACCCCGCGGAGGUCCCCCGCCGCCAAGGAGAGCGGCGGCCGGCCCGAUGCCGAGCAGAUUCUCAACCUCGCUGUGGAGGAAGCUCAAAAGCGAGCCGAUAAGCUGAUGUCAGAGAAGGCCAAGGCGCUCCGGAGAUCCGACUGCAAGACGGGGGAGAAAAGUUCCGGAGUCGAGCAGAUGGACGGACAGGGAACAGCGAAGAGGCGAAGAACGCCCGGGGAUGUUCAGAGCCAAGAGGCUUCUGGUCUGGAGCAAGACAACAAAAGACGAAAGACCAAAUCCAAAACAGCGGAUCGCUUACACAUCGACCAGCUUCUGGCCGUGUCGUUGCGAGAAGAGGAGCUGAGUCGCUCGCUGCAGACGGCGGAAACCCAACUGGUCCAAGCGCGGGCGGCACUGGAUUUCGCCUACAUGGAGAUGCAGAGAGCCAUGGUGGUCAAACAGCAGAUCUCCGUCGAGAUGAGCACACUCCGAGAAAAACGAAUUGAGUUAUUAAAAGGGAUGCAAGCCAACCACACGGAGGCGGCCAAAGUACCUCUUAUCCAACCGAAACAGGAGAAGACGGACCCCGCAGGAAGUGAACCGGCCUCUGUGGCUCCGUUGUGCUCUCUCGCGAGCAUUGCAGCUCUUGGUCGGAGCGCUUCGCCCCCGCCAUCGUUCUCCGUUGCCAUAGCCAUCAAGCAGGAGCCCCCGUCCCCCGUGGGAGUCAGCAGUGAAUCGAACCUUUUGGACAAUGUAACAUGCCCCGAGUACAUAACCGCAGCGGAAGUCAAGCCUGAGCCAAUAGAAAAAACUGAAAGCGAUGCCCGGAGUCCGUCGGGAUUGGCAGAGUCCACGGAAAAACCCGUUCAGGCCACCUUCCUCCCCGACUCCAAAGAUGACGUGAAGCUGUCGGCGUCCAGCAGGAGGAGCCCCGAGACAUGCGGCCCUGCCGAUCACUUGCCGACAUUCGAGACACCCCAAGCGCCAAACGCUUCACCCGGUUCGCUCUCAGAGUUGAGCAGCGGCAAACGAGUGAGGAAGCUGAAGAAGAGGAAGGUGUUGGAAAAGGCUCACAGCAACGCGCUGCCGGAGAGCAGCGACACCGAGAUGGAUGCCGAGGCCUCCAGGCCCAGGUGGUCUCGACAGCAAAGGAGGGCCAGCAGUGGCAGCGGCAGCACUCAGGUCAGCACCUCCUCGCUACCGCGAGGGGGUGACAUUUUGAUGGAGGAAGACGCCAAGCCUCGCAAACAGGAGGUGGAGGUAAAGAUGGAGACGGGCGCAACCUUCGAGCAGCCCCUCGGGACCACCUCGUUCUUUCCUGCAGCUCACAUCCCGGACUCGUCCAGAAGCGAGCAGCCGAGUCUGGCCUGCAAUGAGGUCACCUCCACCAGCGAUAUGGACAUCUGUAAAUCAUCUGAGAGUGAAAUGUCCUUUCCAAAGAUGCAAUGGAGCUCUUACACAUCGUCCGGCAUCUUUGAGGGCCACCAGGAGUCGGUGAACGGCAUGCAGAUCCACAACGGCCUGCUCUACACAUGCUCGGGGGACCGCACCAUCAAAGCCUUCGACUUGAUGACUCACAAGUGCGUUGCUAUCUUUUCCGGACACACGUCCAAAGUGAGCUGCUUGCUAGUGUCGGCUUCCCCCUGCCUGCAAGCCCGCCUGUACUCGGGCUCCAGCGACCAGACCAUACGCUGCUACAGUCUCAAGACGCAGGAAUUAGAGCAGCAGUUCAAUAUGGCAGAUCGGGUCCUGUGCCUCCACUAUCGAUGGAAGUUCCUCUACGCCGGUCUAGCAAACGGCACUGUGGUUACCUUUGAUCUUAUGACCAACAAGCAACGGGACGUGUUUGAAUGCCACGCGCCACGGGCCGUCAGCUGCCUGGCCACGUCGCAGGAGGGUACGCGGCGCAUCCUGCUGGCGGGCUCCUACGACAGCACCAUCAGCGUGCGCGACGCCAAGACCGGUCUACUGCUGCGCACGCUGGAAGGACACACCAAGACCGUCCUUUGCAUAAAGGUUGUGAACGACUUGGUGUUUAGCGGCUCCAGUGACCAGUGUGUCUUCGCGCACAACAUCCAUAGCGGCGAGCUGUUGCGCAUCUACAAGGGCCACAGUCACGCCGUCACCGUGGUCACGGUCGUGGGGAAGGUGAUGGUGACCGCCUGCUUGGAUAAGCAGGUCCGGGUCUACGACAUACAGUCUCGAGAACAGCUGCAGGUGUACACCGGACAUUCGGACAUGGUGACGAGCAUGACGGUGCACCAGAGCAAAAUUUACACCGGCUGCUAUGAUGGCAGUGUGCAGGCCGUCGAGUUCAAUCUGACGCAGAACUACCGCUGCAGGUGGCACGGCUGCACACAAGUUUUCGGCGUCAUGGCGCACCUGCAACAGCACAUGGUCACCGACCACGUCACCAACCAGCAAACGCUCCGAUGUCGCUGGAAGGACUGCGAGGAAUUUCUCUGCGCUCGCAACGGCUCCAAGCAGGCGAUGCUCGCGCAUGUGCAGAAGCACGCCGAUGAGGCCCAACCGGAGCCUUGAGUUCCCAUCUCCCAUAUUGGGCGGAAGUUUGGGACCUUAGCGUUCUAUGUUGGAAUCCAACGUUCAAGUGUCUCCCUGUCCAUUUUUUUCUACGACCGGUAGAGUGCAGCGGCUGCGGACAUCCUCGCAUGCCGCUGCCCCGUCUUUCUGCACUGACCAAAAAUGAAAAUGAAGACCCUUCUUUUCGAGGAGGUUUUUUUUUUGUUUUGGCCAAGGAAACGUCAAGGCCGGCGAGAGAGGAAACGCCGUGCAUUUGCAUCCGGCAGCCGCACUGUAUGGCAUGGGAAAUUUUUGUUGUUGUGACGUGUCUUUGUGAGCAACCGCACCAUCCUUUUAAUUGAGCUUUUUUUUUUUUUACUUUUUUUUUUAAACAUCUUAAUGAAAAACGGCUGUUAGUCCUUUGAAGCGAUCUCCAUGACGGAUUGCGUCUUGUUAGCUUAACAAAGUUUUUUGUUUGUUUGUUUUUUGAGUUUUGUUUUGGCGUUUUUUUUUCGGAAUCACUUCAUAAUAAUGUUGUUUAACACUUUAAAAGCUUUAGUAACCUCUAAAUACUUUGACAGAGUGGCAUACAUCUUGCCAACUAUUAAGCCCGCGUUCUACCAAAUUGUUGUUACGUUUUUUUGUUGGUUUUUUUUGUUGCUUGUUGCUCAUAGUUUUUUGAAGAUAUUUGAGGGAUUUUGGUGCAGUGUCAUGUGGCCGGUUUUUCAUUUUUUGCUGUGAAAACCAAAAGUUAUGGCCUGAAAAUAUGUGUAUGAAUGUCUCUGGGGCGGCAACACGGGCCAAAAAGGAUAGCUCUUUGGAGUUGUGACAUUUUUUAGAAAAUUUUAUAAUUGGAUUGUGGCUGUUUUGUUAUCGAUACCGAAGGAGGGGAUACAUUGCAGCAUUAUAUUUUUCAUACUUCCAACAUAUUAAUAUAUAAACGUGGCGGUGACGUGAGGAGUUGACGAGGCGCAUGUCGGAGGAGGUGUUUGAUGGAGCAGUAGGAAGAAAUUAUCUCCCAUGCCAUACCCCCCACCCACACAACACUUCCGAAUGAAAGUCCCGGUUUUAUACAAAAAAAAAAAAACAUUGUUGCGAGUUAUUUUUAAACCUCAAGUCUCACUCACCGUCGUAUGUUCUAUACGUUUUCUGCUUAAGUCGGAAGGAAGCAAAGCACGGCGUUCACCUCCGGCCUGGCAACACUGACUGUCUUUCACUUAUUUGAUUAUGUUACCUAAUUUUUUUUUAA
Molecule: messenger RNA, 6086 nt
Organism: Hippocampus zosterae (dwarf seahorse)
Lineage: Eukaryota; Metazoa; Chordata; Actinopteri; Syngnathiformes; Syngnathidae
Gene: znf106a
Product: zinc finger protein 106a
Exons: 21
Coding region: 212-4858 (1548 amino acids)
Cellular component (GO): membrane; cytosol
Molecular function (GO): zinc ion binding; SH3 domain binding; RNA binding
Source: RefSeq, a predicted model, not a curated record